Molecule: messenger RNA, 1785 nt
Organism: Psammomys obesus (fat sand rat)
Lineage: Eukaryota; Metazoa; Chordata; Mammalia; Rodentia; Muridae
Gene: Cntd1
Product: cyclin N-terminal domain containing 1
Exons: 7
Coding region: 200-1189 (329 amino acids)
Biological process (GO): reciprocal meiotic recombination
Cellular component (GO): site of double-strand break
Source: RefSeq, a predicted model, not a curated record
AGUUGGGGCGCGAAAAGCUGGUGACAGUUCGAGGCUGUUGAGGGAAUUACGUUUUCCUCAGAUUCAGAUUCGAGGCGAGGACAAACCUACAGGAAGGAAAGGAAGAAUCCAAGGUGUGGCAGAAGAUUCUGAAAACAAGCCAAAGAAGCCAGUUUAUGGAUCCCGUGAACUGUCCAAGUGCUCCGAAAGACUUCUGAAUAUGGAAGGACCCUUGAGGCCAAGACCUACUAACCCCAGUGACUUCCAGUUUGGAGUGGUUGCCACAGAGACCAUCGAAAAUGCCCUUCUUCACUUGGCCCAACAGAAUGAGCAAGCAGUAAAAGAGGCUGCGGGACGGAUGGGCAGCUUCAGGGAGACCCGAAUCGUGGAGUUUGUUUUUCUCCUGUCUGAACAAUGGUGUCUGGAGAAAUCUGUGAGCUACCAGGCUGUAGAAAUCCUGGAAAGGUUUAUGGUAAAGCAGGCCGAGAACAUCUGUCAGCAAGCUACACUCCAGCUGAGAAAUAACAAGACAGAAUUGCAGAACUGGAGGGCUCUGAAAGAGCAGCUUUUCAACAAGUUUAUCCUCCGUUUGGUGUCAUGUGUUCAGCUGGCCAGCAAACUGUCUUUCCACUACAAGAUUGUCAGCAACAUUACAGUUCUGAGUUUCCUCCAGGCUCUUGGUUACGUACACACCAAAGAAGAACUGCUAGAGUCAGAGCUUGAUGUUUUGAAGUCCCUGAACUUCCAGAUAAACCUGCCCACUCCGCUGGCAUAUGUGGAGAUGCUCCUUGAAGUUCUAGGGUACAACGGCUGUCUGGUCCCAGCCGCACAACUACAUGCAACUUGUCUGACCCUCCUCGACCUGGUCUAUCUUCUGCACGAACCCAUCUACGAGAGCCUGUUGAGGGCUUCAAUUGAGAAUUCCACACCCAGCCAACUGCAAGGGGAAAAGUUUGUCUCCGUGAAGGAAGACUUUAUGCUGUUGGCAGCUGGGAUCAUUGCAGCAAGUGCCUUCAUCCGAAGCCAUGCAUGCUGGAGCCAGGUCGUAGGGCACUUGCGGAGCAUCACAGGCAUCGCCUCGGAAAGCAUUGCCGAGGUCUCUUACGCAAUCCUGACUCACAGCGUGGGAGCAAACACUCCUGGGCAACAACAGCCUGUUCCCUACAAGGCAGCCAGAGCUCUGAGGACUGCUGCUUCCUCUAACACAUGAGGCUGGCCAAGCCCCGGCGCACAGCCUUCUGUCACUGUAUUCUCCUUCUCUCUGUUUACUUUCAUACUCGGGGCACAAAAAUCUCAAGUUUCCUUUGAACACUAUCUUGUAUUUCAAUUUCAGGCACAUUUUUUUUCUACAUCAGAGAUAGUUAUGGGGGAAAACCAUGUCUCUUGUGUCAUGGCAGGCUGAAAACGUCAAAGAAUUGGACAGUUUAUGAAAUUGGCUCAUUUGUGUUUAACAAGACAUUUAAUUUUUCCUAAUUUACUCUAAUAGGAAAUAUCAGAUACAGAGAUAAGUAUUUCUGAGGGUUUUAAAACAGACUUUUGGAUGACCUUGACUGAGUAUCUCCAAAGUAGCCUUUCUUCUUUUGUUUCCCUACAGCUGAUUUUUUAUUUGUUUUUUUUGUUUUGUUUUGUUUUGUUUUUUUAGACAGGAUCUCACAAUUUAGCCCUGGCUAGCUUACACUUCGCUAUUCACACCAUGCUGGGUUGGCAUUCAGGGGGCCACUUGUCUCUGCCUCCUGAAUGCUGGGGCUAAGUACCCUCAUGCCUGGCUCACUGUUUUAUUUUUUUAAACUAAAACAUGUUUCAAAG